AUGGGCUCUCGUCCGCUUCCAAAUGUCUCUUCAAAGCCUACAGAACUCCCCGUCGUGGUUAGUCCUUACGGCGCUGCUCGAUUGGAUGCUGAGUUAAAGCUAAUUGGGGAGUACGGUCUAAAGAACAAGCGCGAGGUUUGGCGGGUUCAGUAUACCCUAUCGAAGGUCCGUUGUGCUGCUCGAGUCUUGCUCACUCUCGACGAAAAGCACCCGAAACGCCUGUUUGAGGGUAACGAACUAAUUCGCCGACUCGUCCGUCUCCGUGUACUGGACGAGUCCCGCAUGGAAUUGGACCAUGUCCUGUCUUUGCGCACUGAAGACUUUCUCAAACGUCGCUUGCAGACGAUUAUUUUCCGCCUUGGACUUGCGCGAUCUAUUCACCACGCGCGUGUUCUGUUUAAGCAGACAUAUCCGCAAUCAUUCAGGGUGGACAAGCAACUUGUCAACGUGCCAUCCUAUCUUGUCCAGCUCGACUCCGAGAAACACAUCGACUUUACGCUAAAGUCUCCACUGGGUGGAGGACGCCCUGGCCGAGUAGCAAGAAAGAAGGCCCAGACUACGGAAGGCGGCCUAGGUGGUGAAGAGGAAGAGGAAGAGGGAGAAUUUGUAGUAGCGAUUUGCUGA
Penicillium daleae is the source of this 624-nucleotide messenger RNA. Its product is annotated as 40S ribosomal uS4 domain-containing protein. Gene Ontology annotation, cellular component: cytosolic small ribosomal subunit. Gene Ontology annotation, molecular function: rRNA binding; structural constituent of ribosome. Lineage: Eukaryota; Fungi; Ascomycota; Eurotiomycetes; Eurotiales; Aspergillaceae. The record is from RefSeq and is a predicted model, not a curated record. The transcript has 6 exons. The coding region runs from base 1 to 624 and encodes 207 amino acids. Gene Ontology annotation, biological process: positive regulation of translational fidelity; translation.